GGUUGGUGUGUGUGUGUGUGUGUGUGUGUGUGUGUGACACUGCUCUCUCUGGGGUUGGUUUACAGUCUCAGGGAUUUUUACGCCAUGUGGAAAGUCACUAUGGAGCCGCUCUCUCUCUCUCCCUCUCUCUCUGGGGCGGAGUGAGAUGAGGAGAGGGAUCGAUUCCCGAGAGGCGAUGUGAUCCCUCAGUGAGGGGUGAGAGCGGCGAUAUCAGCCCAGCGAUGGACACCUCGAUUACUCUCUGGCAGUUUCUCCGGCAGCUCUUGGACGAGGAGAAGAACGAUCUGAUCUGCUGGACGUCCAAGGACGGGGAAUUCAAGCUGCGGAACGCGGAGGAGGUGGCCCGGCUCUGGGGGAUGCGCAAGAACAAAACCAACAUGAACUACGACAAGCUGAGCCGAGCUCUUCGCUAUUACUACGACAAGAACAUCAUCAAGAAGGUGAACGGACAGAAGUUUGUUUACAAGUUUGUGUCGCUGCCCGACCCUGUGACGCUGGAGGCCGAAAAGUACACCGGCUCAGAGGGGGGGUGGGCGGUGCACAGGCCGAAGGAGGAAGGGCUUUGUCUGCAGAAGCAGCUGAAACCCACGGCCAGGGUCUCUCCCAGGAAUGAGUACAUGCGAUCUGGACUUUACUCCACCUUCACCAUCCAGUCGCUGCAGCACAGCAGCUACAAGCCCAGGGCAGCAGGAGACUCCCCGAGAAGCUGCUGCUCCGAGCCGGAGAGGAAACUGUCGGAGCUGUCAGCAGAGGAGCUACUGGCGGUGUCCGAGGGUCAGGCCUUGGGGGAGCAGCACCAGGGAUCUGACCUCGAGGAGCCUCCGGCAGAGGCCAGCGAUGAUGCUUCUCACCUGAGUGAUUUCAAGGUGAAAGUGGAGGCGGAGGAGGGGUCGGAGCAGGGCCCCCCCGUGCCUGAGUCUAUCUCCAUCGACCUGGAGAUCCUGGACUCCCCUGAAGACCUGUCAGAAAGUGUCAGCAGCCUUCAGCCUCCGAAGCCCAAGAAGCCAAACCUGGAGCUGCCGGCCACAUCCCCCAUCACCCGGGCGAGCCCACCCCCGGAUAAGACUAAUGCGGGAGUGCUGAGCACUGUGGUGUUCCCCAGCCCCAGCGCUCUGACCCCCACACUGAUCGCACAGCACGUCCAGAAUCCAUUCAUCCUGACACCAAGCGCUUUGCCGUCGGUCAUUCAUUUCUGGAGCACACUCAGUCCUAUAGCCCCCAGGAGCCCCGCAAAGCUCUCCUUCCAGUUUCCUUCAGCGGGCAGUAGUCAGAUCCACAUCCCCAUUGCCAGUGUGGACGGGCUGUCAACGCCCAUUCUUCCAUCACCAGGACUUCAGAAACCAUGAAGGAGCUCAACACAAAGGAGAAGCGGAGAAAGCUACCCAUGUGGGCGGAGUGCACGCUCUGGUGCAAACGUUCUUGAGGGAGAGAAGUUCAAACCGGCCAUUGAACUGUCCCUCGUCCAGAGCUUCAGGGCACAAUGUCGUUCCAGAGCUCCUGACACAGCCCGUCCAGAGAGGUCAACCUGAAGCUCAGCUCUCUGUCUACCUGAUGCUGCCUCAAGUGUUGCCACUUCUGACCCAAUGCCAGGUUGUGAGGCUGAGAUCUGCGUUUGUGCUCUGACAUCGCUUGUUAUCAGGCACCAGGACUCAAUGACAACAACAAAUUGCAUUUUUGUAGCAUCUUUCACGUCAACAAACAGAUGUGGGAGAUGGAUGUCUAUUCGUUCCCGUCUGGUACUCAACGCCUUUUGGGUAACCCAUAAGAUUGGUCUGGAUGUGAAGUGGGUGAGGUGGACAUUCACCAAAGCGGAGGAACUAGUGUUGAGAGCAGACGCAUUUGUGAUUGAAGGGAGAGGCCCCAAUUGUGAUGGGUGCAGCAACCUUGUAUAUGGUCCCUAAGCCUGGUCUCGGAUGUUUGUGCCCGUGUCUGUAUGAGUGUGUAAAUGGGAGUGAUGAAACAGAGCGUCAAUAUUGGUUCAGACAGUGCCAUUCACACGUGGACAUCGUGUCUGGCAAUCUACUGUUUAUAAUGUUGCUGUGUUGCCCAGCCGGGUGAAGGAUGGACAGUCGCACGCAUGUGGAAACCCACCCUCGCCCCAUGGGGCUCAAGAGCAUCCGAUCUGAACGGCUGGGAGGUCCACAUAAUGGGUGGGAUGGAGUGCGCACUCUCUCUGUUGCCUGGAGGGAUGGACUCUAUUCAUUAUUAUUAUGCAGAGCAAUGGACAAGUGGGCACCAGCACACUACAGGGCUGUCAGGUUAAGUGGUAGGUAUUGGGGUUUUGAGGCUCUGUUGCCUUUGAUUCUCUGCUUAUAGUACAGACUGGGUAAAGAAGGCCCUUUGGCCCAUCUAAUCUCAUCCAGAUCACCCACCCUAUUGUACCCCCAUCACUGCAUUGAGCUGUUUUUUAAAUGCGUCUAA
Callorhinchus milii (elephant shark) is the source of this 2421-nucleotide messenger RNA. RefSeq names its product ETS transcription factor ELK1 (gene elk1). NCBI's taxonomy places the organism in Eukaryota, Metazoa, Chordata, Chondrichthyes, Chimaeriformes, Callorhinchidae. Gene Ontology annotation, biological process: regulation of transcription by RNA polymerase II; cell differentiation. The transcript is spliced from 5 exons. Bases 222 to 1346 code for a protein of 374 amino acids. The record is from RefSeq and is a predicted model, not a curated record. Gene Ontology annotation, molecular function: sequence-specific DNA binding; DNA-binding transcription factor activity, RNA polymerase II-specific. Gene Ontology annotation, cellular component: nucleus.